GGUAAUUAUGAUUAACUCGUAUAAUUAUUUUAAAAUUUUAAAAUUAUUUUUGAAACCAUUAUGAUCAGCAAAUAUUAACAAUCAAAAACUACAUAUCAACCUACUUAAUGUUAUAGAUAAGUAAUACCUAUCUAAAUGAAAUUACCUUGAAUAACAAUAAAACGUAUUGUCAUUUAAAAAAAUUGAAUUUUUGAAAGAAAAAUACAGUGCAUCAAAUGUCUGUGAAGUUGAAGUAAAUUACAACUAUUAUUUAGAUAGAUAUCUUACAGCUCAUCACAACAUUCAAGUGGGUUAAUCUAAAUACCCAUACUUGAAGAUGCGAUCAUCCGUUCACCAUCAAAGAACAUUAUCAGUUUGAAAAGUAAUAAAAAUGAUUCCAAGAACUGAGUUCAAAUUUGCUCUCAAUGAAACGAAACCAAAGCGAAAGUUUUCCAUCUUUAUCAACCAAUUUUUAAGCUCUGAGACAUUAAGUACAUUAAGUACUUCGCGAAAAAUCGCGUUCAGGAAUGAAUUCUACACCAGUAAGAAUGAACAGAUGAGUUGAAAAAGCUGCUAUUGUCACAGAAUCUGCCCAAGGGCACGUAACAGUAGUUUUCGUUUAUCAUUAUUAUGAUCAUCUUUUAUUCUUUUCACUUUGUUUUUUGCUUCACAGCAUCACAUUCGUAAUUGCCAAUAGACUGGCUAAAAUACAUUAUGUACUUUAAGUGAUGUAAUGCUCGUUACAAGCCUCUUUCUUUGAUUUUUUACCCAUACUAAUUCGUGAUAACGAAUGAUAACCCACUACCAACACAGGAACUGAAUAGGUUGUCAAGAUGCAAAUAACAGAUAGGUACUAGGUAUAAUGAAAGCAAAUAGAUAAUGAAGCAAAUAGUAUGUACCAAUAUUUAGGUAUAUUCAUUUAGAAUAGCAAUGAAAUUAAGUGCUAAAGUGGAGAGGUCGAAACGCCUACAAUCGAGAAGUGUGCGAGCCAAUAAAUGUGAAAUUACCUUGAAUGAUUGUAAAUAUUGGCACGAAAGAAUUGAGUUUUCGGCGGGUAAAAAACCAAGUACCUAUAUACUUUGAUAUUUGUAAAGUUAAGAUAAGUAACUCGAUUCAAGCAGGUUUAUCUAUUUGAAGAUUUGAUCAUCGCUUCUCAUUGUCGAAGAACAUUGUCACAGUACAAACAAUACCUAUCUAAUAAACGCUUACCACUCAGUUGAGAUUUUCCCUUCAGCUAAGAAUAACCUAAGUAACAGUUUCUUACAACUACACUUCGUUCAAUUUUUUAAAUUUAAAAGUGAAUUUAAAUCAGUUAUGGGUAGACUAACUGGAAAAGUUGCCAUUAUCACAGGGUCAACUCAAGGAAUCGGAUUUGCAAUAGCCAAUAAACUGGCCACUGAAGGAGCCAAAGUAGUGAUCAGCAGCCGACAAGAGGUCAAUGUAAACGAAGCAGUGGAAAAAUUGAAAAAUAAUGGUCAUCAAAAUAAUAUAAGUGGUGUCGUAUGUCACGUUGGCAAUAAGGAAGACCGUAAGAGAUUAUACGAAGAAGCUUUGAAUAAAUUUGGAGGUAUAGAUAUAUUAAUUUCCAACGCAGCUGUAAAUCCUUUCGUGGGUUUCACUGUUGACUGUCCGGAAGAUAAAUGGGAUAAAUUAUUCGACACAAACGUCAAAAGUGCAUUUCUCCUGACAAAAGAAGUAGUACCUCAUUUGAAAGAAAGAAAAGGUGGUUCGAUUAUUAAUAUAUCCUCAUUAGCUGGCCUGCAACCUGUACCGAUGCAUGGGCCAUACUGUGUUAGUAAAACGGCAAUACUCGGAUUAACGAGAGUAUUCGCCGACGAGCUUGCUCAAUUCAACAUCCGAGUCAACUGUAUAGCUCCUGGACUAGUCCGGACAAAAUUCGCUGAACAUAUUUACGAAAAUAAAAUUCUCCACGAUGCUAUUCUGUCUCAAAUUCCUAUGGGAAGAACUGGCGAGCCACGUGAUGUGGAAGGAAUUGCUGCUUUUUUGUGCUCUGAUGAUGCGAACUAUAUUACUGGAGAAACGAUCGCUGUUGCUGGAGGAAUGCAUACGAGAUUAUAGAUGUUUCAGAGAUGUUGAUUGAAUUCUUAUCGAUGUAGGUAAUUAAUAUUCAAUAUAUUAUUUAUCUCAUGCUCUU
Planococcus citri (citrus mealybug) is the source of this 2134-nucleotide messenger RNA. Its product is annotated as dehydrogenase/reductase SDR family member 4-like. Lineage: Eukaryota; Metazoa; Arthropoda; Insecta; Hemiptera; Pseudococcidae. The record is from RefSeq and is a predicted model, not a curated record. Gene Ontology annotation, molecular function: carbonyl reductase (NADPH) activity. The coding region runs from base 1294 to 2058 and encodes 254 amino acids. The transcript is spliced from 7 exons.